Molecule: messenger RNA, 2110 nt
Organism: Oncorhynchus mykiss (rainbow trout)
Lineage: Eukaryota; Metazoa; Chordata; Actinopteri; Salmoniformes; Salmonidae
Source: RefSeq, a predicted model, not a curated record
CAACUGAACGUUUUUAUUGCAAGGUUACAGAAAUGCUGUACUUUAUGCACACCGCGUGCAAAGCAUCAACUCCUGAGGACCUGACAGAAGCUGUAAGAAAGAGCAGAUGAUUCUUUCAUAACAUGUCCUUCUUUUGAUUGUUAAAUUGUGUGACAGAUGACUUCAAUCAGAGUAAUAGUAGUAGAGAUGGUUUUAAUACUUCAACAUUUCAGGAUGGCUUAUGAUUAGUGUCACGAUGGGUCAGUUAUGGACACCAAAAUAUACAAUUUCCAGUCACUCAAUUUGAACACAAAAUGCUUUCCUAUAGUUAUUAAGCUGUAUAUACUCGGAAGCUCCUACCCAUCCACAUCUGACAUUGCGACCUCUUUUGGAACCCAUUUGGAACAAAUCUAAAUCCAAUCCUGGUGGCAGACAGUUUUAGCAGUACCCUGUGUACCCAGAUCCCCAUUUCAGGGCUAUAGAGGUAUCUGUGGUCUCAGACAGAGGUAAUCUUGUCUAGCCCUGUCUCUCCCCCUGAAAGAGGAGCUCGGGAGAGGGGAUCCGCAGUCGCUGGGAUACCCUGAGGAAGAUGACCCGCCGAAGGCUGAUCCACGGUGGGGCCAGGGCUGUGGAGGGCCCCUGGCACGGUGUGGGGGCUCUGGGGGACGUAGUGCCCGGGGAGCGACCAGUCAUGCCCAGCACAAGGAGAGUCAGCUACCCACCAGCUGAAUUGCUAUCUUCUGCAGGUCCACCACCCCUGGGCAAGCCCCGCGCUCUGCCACAUUUUAAGCCAAUGAGUAACUGCAGAACGUACCAGACUGAUGCACUCUGGAAAGAAGGUCUUAAUCGCUCUGCCCCCUCGGUCUGUAGCUCUGUCCUGAUUGAUAAUGUGAUCGAGGAGCUAGACAGCGACGAAGACAGAGAGUCAGCUAACACCCUGUCCCCUCUCCCACACCACAAUCCACCCCUCCAGCCCCGGACUCUCACCCCUCCCUGCAUGGCUGCAUUCCAUCUCUCCAUGGGUAACUACCACCAUUCCCCUGGAACUCCUCCGCGGUUCCGGAGCUACAGCGUCAGUCCCCGGGUGCGCACGGCUCCCCCCAGCCCCAUGCAGCAUCGGCGGGUAGAUGAGAUGCCUCUCAACCCCCCUGUGGAGCUGGCUAAGCAGAAGAGCCUGGAUGAGUUGAGGUCCACAGUGCAGCAGGCUGCCAGCUCUAUGGAGCGCAGCACCAAUGAUGUCCGGCUGCUGGGGCAGAAGAUGGCCGCCGCCACAGAGCGCAUGUCUGAGAGUGUCCAGGAGAAUGCCCAGGCCCUGACACUGCUGGCCCAGGUGGUGAGCAGACUGCAGACACUCAUCGCUGCCAGCAGGGCGGUAGCAGAUACACCGGAACCACACAGAGGAACCAGCAGCAGUAGCCUGCCAGUCAACAUAUCAGCCAGGGUACAAGAACACACAGCCAGCAGCUUGAAGACUCAGACGUCCCUUUCACACCAGUCCAGAGUAUGCUCCCUGAACACCUCUUCCUCCUCCUCCAGCUCCUUCACUGGCUCUAUGGAUGGCAUAUCCACAUCCCAGGGGAAGAUCUCUCAGCCUCGGCCCCCAGCCUGUAAUGGGUCACCCAAAGCAGGGUUGAAGACCAGGGUUCCGCCUAUGUCUCCCAAAAAGCAUGUUGGUGCUUCCCCCACAUCUCAAAAGAAGCAUGUGGAGCCCCAGCAACCCCACCUCUACAACAGCCUCUCAACACCUCCACCACCUGCCCCACCUGCCCCCAACCACAACAAGACUGGCUGCUGCUCCAGCUCCAGCCAGGGGAAGAAGAAGAGGAAGUGAACCAGCCAGGAGGACAGUGGUGCUCUGGUAUCUUCAGGGGAUCUUAUAUUCCUCUGCUUCAGGGAAUGGUCCUCUCCUCAAGAUUCCCUCAGAGAUCUCGGCUUCAAAAGGCAUUUAACCUUCUGUUAUCUUCGUCACCAUCAUGUCGCCCCCCCCAUUCAUCCCACAAUUGUUAUGUGUUGGCUAUGUUCAUUGUUGCGUUUCCAUCCUCAAGCAAUCCGUCUGUGUUUCAUGCUACUCUGUUUCCCGAAUGUCAUCUGUUAUUUUCACAUUAUUUCAUUUUGUAAUUGUAAAUAAAGC